AUGAGUGACUCUCACAGUAUCGGGACGGACAGUGUCGACUCCGCCGGCGGCGAAGUCAAACAGUUCAACCCUAUCGAUGACGUCGAGGCACAAGAAAAUGGCGAAAACUUAUCUCAACACUUGUCCAGAAUCUUGUCCACUCCAGAAGGUAUCCAAAAGAUCGAAUCCUUGGCCAGAGUGUUGUCCACAAAGACCAAGGCCGACUUGGACCACUUCGAAGUCAACCCUCAAGAUUUCGACUUGAAGCUCCUCUUGAAAUACUUGCAUGAGAGAGCUUCCGAACAAGGUAUCGAAUCUGCCCACUCCGGUUUGGCCUUCAAGGACCUGACCUGUUGGGGUGUUGAUGCGUCUGCUGCCUACGGUCCUUCCGUUCCGGAAAUGUUAAGAGACUCGGUCAAAUGGCCUGCCAAGUUCUUCAAAAAAGACACCCGUCUCCAAAGACAAAUCAUUAGAGACUUUAUGGGUAUUAUAAAGCCUGGAGAGUUGGUCUUGUCUUUGGGUAAGCCUGGUGCUGGUUGUUCUUCCCUUUUGAAAGCCUGUGCCGCCCUGGUCGAAGGUACCUUUUCCUACGAUGGUUUAGACCAAGAAGAAAUGAUGAAAAAAUAUAAAGGCUAUAUCGUCUACAACCCGGAAUUGGAUUUCCACUUCCCUUACAUCACCGUCAAAGAAACCAUUCAAUUCGCUUUGAGAACUAAAACUCCAAAGACGAGAAUCGAUAGUAUGGGUAGAGAGGAAUACGUUGACAACAUGCUGAGAUUAUGGUGUACCGUUUUCGGUUUGACCCAUACCUACUCCACAAGAGUCGGUAAUGAUUUUGUCAGAGGUGUCUCUGGUGGUGAAAGAAAGAGAGUCUCCAUUGUGGAAGCAUUAUCCAUGAAUGCUUCAUUCUACUGUUUUGAUAACGCUACAAGAGGUUUGGACGCUUCUACCGCUUUGGAGUUCACCCAAUGUUUGAGAACUGCCACAAACAUAUUGCGUUGUGGUGCUUUGGUUGCUAUCUACCAAGCCGGUCAAAACAUUUAUGAGCUUUUCGAUAAAGUCACAGUCAUUUACAAGGGUAGACAAAUUUACUGGGGUCCAGCUAAAACCGGUGUCAGCUAUUUCGAGAGAAUGGGUUACGUGAAGCCAAGCAGAAUGACUGCACCAGAAUUUUUAACUGCCGUCACUUCCCCUGCAUCUAGACAAAUCAAGCCUGGAUUUGAAGGUAAGGUACCAGAUACUGCCGAUGAAUUUGAACAAUAUUGGUUUUCUUCUCCAGAAUAUCAAGAAUUGCUAGCUGAAUACGACGAAUUCGUUGCCACUCAUAAUGCUGAAGAAACUAGAGCUAGAUUAGAGCUAGCUACUUCACAAAGAAAGCAAACUGGUCAAAGAAACAAAUCCAUUUUCGUUGUCAACUAUUUUGCUCAACUAAGAUAUUUGGUCAUCAGAGGUUUUCAAAGAACUAAGGGUGAUAUCACUUAUACCAUGGUUUACUUGUCUUCUUUCGUUACUAAAGGUUUUGUUGUCGGUUCCAUGUACUACCAUAUUCCUAAAUCCACUGUUGGUGCAUAUUCCAGAGGUGGUAUGUUGUUUUACUGUUUGUUGUUCUGUGCUUUAACUUCUUUGGCUGAAAUUGCUAACUCGUUCGCAAACAGACCAAUUUUGGUUAAACAAAAAUCUUACUCCAUGUACCAUUUGUCUGCUGAAGCCUUGCAAGAAAUGAUCACUGAAUUGCCAACCAAAGCAAUUGCUGUCAUCAUUUUGUCUUUGACUUCUUACUGGAUGCCAAAUUUGAAACACACUGCAGGUGCUUUUUUCAUGUUCUUCUUAUUCUUGCUAACCAUUCAACAAUGUAUGUCUUUCAUUUUCAAGCUUGUUGCCACUUUAACUAAGGAUGGUACCACGGCUCACGCAGUCGGUGGUUUAUGGGUCUUGAUGCUUUGUGUUUAUGCAGGUUUCAUGUUGCCAUUGCCAAAGAUGCAUCACUGGAUCAAAUGGAUUCACUACUUGAACCCUAUGUUUUACUGUUACUACUCAUUAAUGGCCAACGAGUUUCACCACAGAAUCAUGCCUUGUUACAAGCUGGUCCCAUCUGGUCCUGGUUAUGAAAAUGUUUCUCUUAUCAACCAAGUUUGUGAUUUGCCAGGUGCUGUUGCCGGUAAUGACUGGGUCUCUGGUGAAGCUUACAUUUUAAGACACUUUGACUUCAGAUGGCACAACGUCUGGAAAUACUGGGGUAUCAACUUGUGUUGGACUGCAGGUUUCAUUGGACUGAAUGUUUUUAUGGCCGAAUUCGUCAAAAAUGUUGAAGGUGGUGGUGAUAUGCUUUUAUUCAAGAGAGGUCACAUGCCGGAUGCUGCUGGUGGUGAAGAAUGGGAUGGUAAAGUUGCUACCAGAGAAGAAAUGAUGCUUGCUUUGAAUGGUCCAGAUGCUGACCUAGAAAAGAUUAUUUCUGAAGCUGAUAUUUUCUCAUGGAAAAACUUGGACUACAUUAUUCCUUACGAAGGUGCAACUAGACAAUUGUUGUGUUCUAUUCAAGGUUACGUUAAGCCAGGUACUAUGACUGCCCUUAUGGGUGAAUCUGGUGCAGGUAAAACUACUUUAUUGAACGUUUUGGCUCAAAGAAUCUCCUUUGGUACUAUUACUGGUGAUAUGUUAGUUAAUGGAAGACCUUUGGAUAGCUCCUUCAAGAGAAGAACUGGUUACGUCCAACAACAAGAUUUGCACAUGGCUGAAUUCUCUGUUAGAGAAUCUUUGAGAUUUGCUGCUGAUUUGAGACAGCCAAAGUCAACUCCUCAGGCAGAGAAAUAUGAAUACGUUGAAAAGAUUAUUGGUUGUUUGGGUAUGGACAAGUAUGCCGAAGCCAUGGUUGGUAAGAUUGGUAGAGGUUUGAAUGUCGAACAAAGAAAGAAAUUGUCGAUCGCCACUGAGUUGGUUGCUAAGCCAUCAUUGUUGUUGUUCUUGGAUGAACCAACUUCUGGUUUAGACUCUGAAUCAUCCUGGUCUAUUGUUCAAUUCAUGAAGGCUCUUGCAGAUUCUGGUCAAGCUAUCUUGUGUACCAUUCAUCAACCUUCAGCUACUUUGUUUGAAGUUUUCGACAGAUUGCUUUUACUAAAGAAGGGUGGUAAGACUGUCUACUUUGGUGAUAUUGGUCCUAACUCCUCAACUAUGUUGGGCUAUUUUGAACGUUACUCUGGUGUUAACUGUGGUGUUUCCGAGAACCCUGCUGAAUACAUAUUGAACUGUAUUGGUGCUGGUGCAACUGCUUCUACUGCUCAAGAUUGGGCUGAACUUUGGAAUAACUCUCCAGAAUGUGCUCAAGUUACCGCUGAUAUUGAACAACUACAUGCUGAAUUGCCUCAAAGACCUAUUAAUUCUAACGUUGGUGAUUUGACUGCCAAAUACGCAACUACGUACGACAAACAAUUCUGGUUUGUUUUGAAGAGAACUUACCUUCAAUUCUGGAGAUCCCCUGUUUACAUCAGAGCAAAGUUCUUGGAAUGUGUUUUCUGUGCUUUGUUCGUCGGUUUGUCUUACAUUGGUUUUGACCACACCAUCGCUGGCGCAUCUGGUGCUUUCUCAUCUGUUUUCAUGUUGUUGUUGAUUUCCUUGGCUAUGAUUAACCAAUCCCACGUCUUCGCUAUUGAUUCAAGAGAAUUGUACGAAGUCAGAGAAGCGUUGUCCAACACUUUCCACUGGUCUUGUUUAUUGAUCUCCCACACUUUGAUUGAAAUUUACUGGUCUGUUAUUUGUGAGUUCUUCUGCUACAUCUGCUACUACUGGCCAGCACAGUACUCGGGCAAUGCUCCGUUUGCAGGUUUCUUCUUCUUCAUUUACGUCUUGAUCUUCCCAAUCUACUUCAUCUCAUACGGUUUGGCUAUCUUAUACUUCUCUCCAGAUGUUCCUUCAGCUUCCAUGAUCAACUCCAACUUGUUUGCUUCUAUGUUACUUUUCUGUGGUAUCUUAAACCCUAAGAGAUGGUCUCCAAGAUUGUGGUCUUUUAUGUAUGUUGCUUCCCCUUUCACAUACUUCGUCCAGGCUUUCGUUGGUAGUAUUGUUCAUGACAGAGUUUUGAUCUGUGCUUUCGAUGAAUACAACAUUAUGGAUCCACCUUCUGGUCAAACAUGUGGCGACUUCUUAUCAACUUACGUUGAUAACAAUGGUGGUUAUCUUGUCAACCCAACUGAAGACACCCAAUGUAAAUACUGUCCAUACACCAAGCAAGAACAAGUUGUUGAACAGUAUGGUAUCCACUACAGUGAACAUUGGAGAAACUUUGGUAUUGCAUGGAUUUACAUUUGUUUCAACUUUGGUGCAAUGUGUGCUGGUUACUACAUCUUCAGAGUUAGAGGAUUCUCCAUUUCUGGUCUAUUCAACGUUAAGAAGUGGUUUGAAAAGGCAAGAGUCGACAGACACGAAAAAGAUACGACUAUCUUCCAAAAGAAGGAAGGAGACGACAAGGUUUUGGUUCCAAAAAAGCCAGCUAACUAA
Pichia membranifaciens NRRL Y-2026 is the source of this 4470-nucleotide messenger RNA. RefSeq lists its product as hypothetical. Lineage: Eukaryota; Fungi; Ascomycota; Pichiomycetes; Pichiales; Pichiaceae. Gene Ontology annotation, molecular function: ATP hydrolysis activity; ATP binding; ABC-type transporter activity. Bases 1 to 4470 code for a protein of 1489 amino acids. The record is from RefSeq and is a predicted model, not a curated record. The transcript has 3 exons. Gene Ontology annotation, biological process: transmembrane transport. Gene Ontology annotation, cellular component: membrane.